UGUCUGGGCUACGCGACAGAGCCCAGAGAGAGACAGAGCCAUGAAUGUCAAGGAGGGAGCUGUUAAUUACAAAAGGUCUUCAUGCCUAGUAUGGCUUUUAUUAGCAAUAAGUCUGGGAUUGCAAUCAGUUGUAGGAGCAGCGCCACCAGAGAGUAUACAAGGUCGUAUCAUAUCGGGUAGCCAAGCCUCAGCUGGCCAGUUCCCCUGGCAGGUGAUCCUCAAGCGGGACGAGUGGGAUGACCUGCUGUGCGGCGGUUCAGUGAUCUCUGCCAAAUGGGUUCUAACAGCCGCCCACUGCGCCUAUGGGCAUUCUUCGCUCUUCCUGAUCUUUGGCACCAUUGAGCUGAACGACGACACGGCCCAGAAUAUGACAUCCACCACGUUCUUUGUGCAUCCCAAUUACAACGACAAGAUGAACAACGAUGUGGCCUUGAUCCAGCUGCCGCAGGCAUUGGUCUUCUCCAGCAGCAUUCAACCCAUCAGCCUGGUGACUGCGUCCCAGAAAUCGAACAAUUUUGUGGGCACUGCGGCCGUUGUGGCUGGUUACGGACUGAUGGAUGACGAGUACCUCGACUAUUCGCAGACAUUGAUGUAUGCCCGUGUGACGGUGAUCGAUAAUAACGAGUGUCUGCCCAUCUAUGGUGCCUCCGUUGUCUUGGACUCUACGCUAUGUGCCCAGGGUUCGGAUGGUAGCAAUAUGUCCAUCUGCAGCGGUGACUCUGGCGGUCCAUUGAUCACCUACAACUCCAGCACGGGACAAUGGCAACAGAUUGGCAUCAACUCCUUUGUGGCCGAGGAUCAAUGCACUGCUGGCUACCCCUCGGGCUAUGUUCGUUUGACCUCGUUCUUGGAUUUCAUUACCGAGACCACGGAUAUUGUGUUGGACAAUUGAGUGGGGAUUUAAUGUAAUUAAUAAAACAACGCUUAUUCGAAAAAAAAA
Molecule: messenger RNA, 940 nt
Organism: Drosophila kikkawai
Lineage: Eukaryota; Metazoa; Arthropoda; Insecta; Diptera; Drosophilidae
Product: brachyurin
Biological process (GO): proteolysis
Molecular function (GO): serine-type endopeptidase activity
Source: RefSeq, a predicted model, not a curated record